GCAUGAAAUAGUUGCUCAUGCCUGAAGUUUUAUGCGGAAAGUUCUUUGUAGAAUUGAAUUCAAUAUGGAAAGCAUUUGCAGAAUUUUAUUUUUAAAAAAGAAACAAAAAUUAAAGAGUGACCCCAAAAAGGCUAUUUGUGCAAUUCAUCCCUUUAAUUGAAGGGAUUCUUCGAAACUUUUCUCUCUAUCUGCGACACACCUGACAGCCCGGCUGAACAACCGAUCUCUCACAUCCUUCAUCUUUCUUUCCCGUCUUGUUCUUCUUCCCCUCUCACUGCCGGGACGACGCCGGCGACGCCUUUCUCCCCCGUACUCUGUCCGGCCGUCCUCUCUCCUCCUACUUCUUUGAAAUAUCUCCUUAAUUAGUUACGUUUGAAAGGGCGUCAAAAACUGGUCCAAACCUGCAAAUCCAGUAAUUCUGACCAAAUAUACCAAACGGAUAUAAAGUCGAAACUUUAUAAAAAUCAAAAUUCUGACCUCACCUCAUUUUCAGUCUCCCGUCUCCCGUCAUUGCUGAAAAUGGAGAACACAAGUUACUCAAAGUUGAAAAAAUCUUUUGUGGUUGGAGUACGCAGCUUGUUAAAUUCUUGCUCUAGAAAGAAAUUUGGUGAAACUUUCCCCAAUUUCACUCCAGCAGAAGUUGAAAGACUUCAUCGGUUAUAUUUUGAGGUGAUUAAUGGUUUGACCGAGAGUAUAGAGGAUGAAUUUGAGUCUUUAUGCGAGGAGACACAGGCAGGAACAACUCUAAACAUGGUGGAGGAGCUUGUGGAAGAACAACGCUUGGAAGAAAGCUUGAACCCCUUGUUUCUGGAGAGGAGCAAUACUGAAGAAGUCCUGGGGCACUGCCUAUCUGAAGCCAAAAAGGACGAGAUCAGUUACUUGAUGGCUAUGUUAGAGAAGGCAGAAGAACAGAAACGUGCCGUCACUUCUCUUCUUGAAGCCCUGAAGAAAGAAAGGCAUGAUAGUACGGAUAAUGAAGACAAAACUCGAAGUUUACUUUGAUUCAGGUGUUAUUCAACAUAUAAGCAGUGAAUGCACGUCCACUGCACUUCAGUUAAUGACAAAGUUUAUGCAACUGUCCUAGACGAAUUAAAUGUACUCCUUUUGCUACAAAUAUAUACAGUAGUAACGAAUGUAUAGGAGUAACUUCUCACUGAUAUUGUUAUUUUGUCUAAAGUUGUAGAUCAUGGGCGGAUUUAUAGGUGUAUUACGGGGCAUGUGAACCCAUGGUCUCUCCGUAAAAUUAGAUAUUUUAUGUACAUAUUGAAAAAUUGAUAUAGUAUUAACUGUUGCCACCCCAUGCUCCAAGAAGGUUGAAUGGUGCACUUGGUCGAAGGUUGAGUUAUUUACCAAGAGUAAUAGGGAUCAAUUUGUGAUAUUAGGUACUCGUAAAAAGGAGGCUGUUAAAUAAUACUGAUAAGGGUCCAGCUGCUGUGGGACCAUAUUCUCAAGCUAUCAUGUCUCUGGCACUCUAGGUUCCAGAGGUCUGUGAUAAUCGUAGUGUUCGGGCUAGAAAAUUGUAAUAUAGUUAUUUAUUUUUUAAUCUUAGAUCAUUUGAACU
This is a messenger RNA of Nicotiana attenuata, 1561 nucleotides long. RefSeq lists its product as uncharacterized. Bases 520 to 1002 code for a protein of 160 amino acids. The record is from RefSeq and is a predicted model, not a curated record. Gene Ontology annotation, cellular component: MIS12/MIND type complex. The transcript is spliced from 7 exons. NCBI's taxonomy places the organism in Eukaryota, Viridiplantae, Streptophyta, Magnoliopsida, Solanales, Solanaceae. Gene Ontology annotation, biological process: chromosome segregation.